CCCUCUCCAACGGGGCGCUUGCCGCUUCCAACGGACACUUGCCCAACACGCCCAUUUGAGCGCCGGCACUCCAGAUUAAGCAACGUCAUCACAUGAUGACAUCACCAGACUGCCUCCCGUCCCUUCCCUCCUUCCUCUCUCCCGGACUGCAAGUCUGCAAAAAGUCUGCAGCGGCCCGUUUGCUGCAGUGCCAUCACACACAUACACAAUCUCACACUCUAAUUUUAGCAGCUUGCCUGUCCAACACCGGCAUCCUGACCGAGAAGACAUUGCUUGGUGACUCAGCACAGAACUUUUGUCCGCACAAUCACAAAGGUAGCGAGAUGGCCCAGGACGAUCCGAAAGAAACGACGCCCCCGCCGGGGACGCUGAGCCCGGGCCAGCUGCAGUCCCACUUCAAGAUGGAGCCAAAGACUUUGGGGGCCAUCCAGCUGGUCAUCGCGGUGUUGAUCCUUUGCCUGAGCAUGUCCGUGCUGCGAGUGCACGAGAUCCACUUUACGGCCGACGUGGCGCUCUUCCUCGUCGUGGUCAUACAGGUCCUCUUGUCGGGGUCUGUGUUGAUCCACAGUGGGAGGAGGCCCACUCUGUUUUGGGUCAAAUGCGCCCUGGUUCUCCAUCUGAUCAGCGCCGCGUUCGCCACCGCCGCCCUGGGGCUGAUGUCCAAGCACCUCCCGUACAGGCAGGACUCAUACCACUGCGAACACUGUCGCCGCCUGGAGUACCACGCCGUGCUACAUUGUUUCAGGAAAUGCACCGAGCUGGUCGAGCAAAAGUGCAAAAUGCUCAUUGAUGGCAUCCUGGGGACGCUGGUGAUCUUCCUGGUUCUGGAGUUGCUGAUCUGCAUUACCGCCAUGCUCUUCGGUCUGACCGUGCUCGCCGCACGCAGGACUCAGGCUCCAAGUGAGCGACCUCGCUACCCACACACCCGCCCACCACCAUCGCCAGUUGUUCACGCUGUUCGGGCGACUCCCCCUGCGGCGACCGAGCCCUUUCCAUCCCAGGUAGCCGUGGUGGUGACCGAACCUGACGCCGAUCUGCUGGAAGACAUCGCUACCCCGCCCACCGAACCUCAAGUGGAGCCCAUUUAAACUCUGCGCUGUACAAUAAUGCAAACAAACGUGAUCGGAAAAUGAGCCAACAAAAAAUGUUGAUCGACACACAGCCACGAUAGAAGUCUUGAAAGAAAUAUAUCUGAAGUUCAGUUUGUGUGAUAUAAUUGAGUCACAUCACAAAUACCGUAUUUCUGCAACUAGUGACCUGGGGCUUUGAUUUACUUCACUGCAGAUGGGCAGUGGGCAUUAUGGUGCUAUUAUAAAUGUAUGUAUGUACUGUUUGCAUAUUAUUUUAUUUUUUUCAUUUAUUUAUUUCAUUGUAUUUAUUUACAACAAAAAUGUAUACUGUGCUGUAGAAAUGCCAUUUAUUGCAAGAUGGCGACUAAUUGCGGAAAUACAUUGUGUUUAUCCACAAGUAUGAAAACAAUGUUAGUGGCGUUUUUCCAUAAUCUAGCACAUAGUAGAUCAUUCAUCCACGGUAGCGCUGAAUUGUGAUAUAUAUUUGUGUCUUUUAUCACUUGUUAAUCUGCAUUCACACUGUAUAUUCUGUAAAAGUGUCAAAUAGAACCUUUCAAUCAUGAGCAGAUAGUGUAAUGAUUGUGUGUUGGUACUAUACUUAUGAUAGAUUGCAUUGUUCAAUAAAUGACACAGCAGGUCCAGGAAGAACUUUCUGGAACUUUUGGUGUAAAUACACUCAAGGUAGAGGGA
Messenger RNA from Syngnathus acus (greater pipefish), 1760 nucleotides. RefSeq lists its product as uncharacterized. Bases 93 to 1088 code for a protein of 331 amino acids. The record is from RefSeq and is a predicted model, not a curated record. Gene Ontology annotation, cellular component: membrane. Lineage: Eukaryota; Metazoa; Chordata; Actinopteri; Syngnathiformes; Syngnathidae. The transcript has 10 exons.